GAAACCGAAGAGCUCUUCUUCUUCCUGCUCCUCCUGCUCCUCCUCCUCCCUCCUCAAAAAGUUGCAGAAAGCUAGGGCACAAAAGUCAAGAUUCGAUCUCGCUGCUCUGCUCUGCUCCGCUCCUUUUUUGAGUGGAGAAAAUUUCGAAUUCUGGGGAAGGGCCCGAAUCGAGCGCUGGAUUCGAUCUCUCUCCAUCUCCUCCCGCGCCGUCCCGAUCCGAUUCGCGAUCCAUCCGUUUAAAAUGGCAAGAAUCAAGAAGACUGUGGAGGGAAUCCAGCUCCCAGCUACCCAGGAUUCCUUGUGCAUAUUGGGAUCUGGCACAUUAAAAGCAUCCAAAAUUGGACAAUCUAAGAAGAAGAGGAGCAAGCAUUGCAAUGCAUUUGAAAAGGAGUGGGACCAAGCUACCUGCUCAGUGUGUAUGGAGUACCCUCACAAUGCUGUACUACUGUUAUGUUCUUCCUAUGACAAAGGUUGUCGACCAUACAUGUGUGCAACUGGGCGUCGCUAUUCGAAUUGUCUUGAGCAGUACAAAAAGGCUUACACAAAAGUGACAGAAGUACCAAGCACCCAUGAGGGAAAUGGAUCAACCCCAUGUGCUAGUUUCAAUUGUAGGCAGACCAAUGAAAAGAUAGAAAUCUCUGAGCUUUUGUGCCCACUUUGCCGGGGACAGGUGAAAGGCUGGACAGUGGUGGAACAGGCACGCAAGUAUUUUAACACAAAGAAGAGGACCUGCAUGCAAGAUAAGUGCAUGUUUAGUGGCAGCUAUAAGCAACUAUGUAAGCAUGUAAAAAAGGAGCAUCCAUCAGCACGACCACGGGCUGUGGACCCUUCACACAAGGAGCAGUGGAAGAUGCUCGAGCAGCGAAACGAGAGGGACGAUGUGAUUAGUACAAUUAUGUCAUCAACACCGGGUGCAGUGAUGCUUGGGGAUUAUGUGCUGGAGCCAAACCAUCAGGACUCGUUUUCUGAUUAUGAUUCAGAAGAAUAUUCAGAUAGUGAUAUGUUUCCUUUGGAGUCUUUUGGAAGAAAUUAUAUCUCGCAAGCUCAAAGAAUGUAUGGGAAUGAUUAUGACUCAUUGAGAGGGAAUGAUUAUGACUCAUUCAGGGGGAACGAUAUCAGUUCUUGUCCUUCCUUUCGGUCUGGUCGUAGCUACCGCAGGGUACCAUUGACUAGUCGAUCAAGAAGGCACCGAAGAAAUAGAAUUUUUUAACUGAAGUUGGUGAAGUAUAUUAGAGUAGAGUGGUGAGAAGUGGCAUGAUCUAAGCUUUUCUCUAGUUACUUCCUUACUGAAAAUGCUUUUUUGCGCCAUUGGAUAGGGUUUUAUUCAUUUUGGUAUUACUGGAUCAUUUUGUUCAUAUUAUUGGAUAGGUGGGGCAGCCAAGAAAACCAUUUUUUUAUCUGAAGGAGAAAACCAUUUUUUAUCUGAAGGAUAUUUGUGUGGUGCUUGUUCAUUUGCAUAGUCCGUGGCCAACUAACAGGCUGUAAUUAUUUCUGCCUGGAACCCAGAUUUGCUAGAUGGCUACUACUGUUCUGGUCAUUUAUGUUAUAUGGUCAUUUAUUGAGGUGGUCCUUGGAUUCACAAAGGAUCUUUCACAUUAAUCUAUUUCUUUUUGGUGCAUGGACUUGGAUAUUUUACAGCUUCGAGUUUGUUUUAGAGAUUGAUAUUGACAUUGUACUUGCGAUGAUCUUUGUCUGAGUCAAUCAGAAGAGACAUUGGGCAGGGAAAGCAUAUGAUCGGCAAUUCUGUUCAUAUGAUUGUGACUUGUAAGACUAACUCUUGAAUGCGGACUCAUUCUGUUUACCAAGAGAGUAGGGUCCAUGCUGGUAAUUUAUCAUGCCAAAAACAACCUCGGGGCAUUUUCUAAUAGUCAUAUGUUACUUCUGGUGCGGUAUGGUACCUUUCUGCAUUUAAAACUGCCAUGAUCUGACGGGUUUCAACAGUUGUACUUAGAUGAGUGGCUGUUUAUAAUCUAUGACGAAUUUUUGUUGGUUACAUUGCACGUUGAAGUGCGAAGCCCCAUUGCCUUUUAUAAGUGUUUAGUCGUCAUCCCUAAUUGCCUGAAUGGAUCAAGUGUUUUCGGCAGAUGUGGAGAGUUGCUAGUAGUCAAGCUUGGAUUUAAGUUUAGUUUUUUUUUUCUUGUUCUUUGAUUGGGCUGGUUCAUACAUAUGGCUUCUUAAUUCUCAUUUUCUGUAAAAGGAAGCAAUUGAGUCACAAUAGGAAAGCUGAUUAUUGCAUUAUCCAUAGAAAGAGCUUGUGUAGCUUGUUUUUCUUUGGGGUAGUGAACCAGUGAUUUGACUCCCAACAGGAAUUGCAGGGUUCCUUUAAGAUCCGUCCUCGGUCACUUUACCUAGGAUAGUUGAUGGAAAGAAAAAAAAAAAAGCUGGAUAAAUGGCCAUCGAUCAUGUGAUCUGAAGUACUUUCUUCAUUGUUUGCCUACCUGUUGCUGUUUGAGCCAGGCUUCAUUCAGGUUCCACUGCAGCAGCAUGUGUGACAAGAAUUUGUGCAAACAAAAGGUCGAGAGAUUUCUCAUCUCUAUACGGAGCUGAAUAGAUACAACCAGUCACGGUGCAGAUUGUUAGGCAAACAGAAGAUAGAGCUUGUUUUCAUUGCACUAGUUUCACAUUGGUCUUGUCUGUUCUCGGAGCCUUUUGACUCAUGUUUUGUUCUUAGUAUAGAUUGUUAGGCUUUCUCAAUGUUAUACAGUUGGUCUAUUGGUGGCAUUGGUGGUGUGGCUUCCAACAUGCUACCGGAUCAGUUUGUUAUGGUAAGAUUGAUGGGUGUAUUGAAAGUUUAAUGAUCUCUACCUUUGCAAUUUGUCUAAAUCAGGUAUGCUAGCUAUUUCAUGCACUCAAAACUAUACGAACAUUGAUUAACUAGCGUUCUAUAUGACUAGUGGUCUCACCAAUCACUAUCACUACACUUUUAAGUGAGUAUUGUACAUUCACGGUUCUCAUGUAUACUCUUGACCAGACAGGAUCAGAGUAACUGCUCGAACGUCAUGAGUGAAUGCUACUCACAUGGGCACAUCUAGUGGUCCUCAGAACAAGAAGCCACAGCUCCAAAAAUCUUCAUGAGGGCCGACUUGAAAUCUGGCUUUUGUCCAAAGUAAGGUUCCCCAGCAAGAACUGGAAGAGAGAGGCUAGCAGCUUCUCUGCUAUUUAGGUGGGAUUGGCAUCGUCUGGAAUCAGUUGUUUAUCUAUAAAUCCAUAACGUUUUGGAGCGAAUCACACACCACCGUAUAGUCUUGUAUUUUGACUGGAAGAAGAGAUAGCUAAGUUGCCCCCUUAAUCUGUGAGACUUCUGUUGUUGCUUUGGGAAAGAACCCUUUUUGUCCUGGACUUUGAAAGGAUAUGGGUUGACCUCUGGUCGAGUAACGCUUGCAGCUCCCUUCAGGCACUCGACACAAGCUUGAUUCUCCUGCAAUCUGGAUUUCUAGAGAGAGAGGGUCACAAAGUUCACGGCAUGGGGGGUGGCGAAUAGGGAAGGAGAGGAGACGAUGGCCUCUAGGAGAAGCAGGGAGUGGUCUUGGUUUUUGGGCGUCUUCCUUCUCUCUCAACUGAACUCAGAACCGCCCGCCUGUUUCUCUCUUGGCCAUUGGAGUCCCCCCUGGGACGCUUCCAACAUCGAACGCCAUUUAUCUCUCUCUAUCUGUCCGAAAGUCAUUAUGUAAGUCCAUGGAUGAACGUAUGCACUGCAUUUGGCUUCCUGAUAUACUUCAAGAAAAAAACGAGUGUUCUUCCUGCCAAA
Eucalyptus grandis is the source of this 3748-nucleotide messenger RNA. RefSeq lists its product as uncharacterized. NCBI's taxonomy places the organism in Eukaryota, Viridiplantae, Streptophyta, Magnoliopsida, Myrtales, Myrtaceae. Bases 242 to 1210 code for a protein of 322 amino acids. The transcript is spliced from 2 exons. The record is from RefSeq and is a predicted model, not a curated record.